AAAAAAAACGUUCUUUAAACUAUCUGGGGUUUAUUCCAGAUUAGGUUCUGAGGGACUUCUCACCUUCUGAAGAAUGGCUCCUGCUUGGCAGAGAUUAGGUUUUUAUACCUCUCUUCUGAAAAGACAGCUAAAUGGUGGGCCUGCUGGCAUCAAGUGGGAAAGGAAAACAACACCAGGAUGUAUCAGAAGUAUUUACAGUGCUACAGGAAAGUGGACGAAAGAGUACACGUUACAGACAAGAAAGGAUGUUGAGAAAUGGUGGCAUCAGCGAAUAAAAGAACAGUUCUCCAAAGUUUCAGAAGCUGAUAAAUCAAAGCCCAAAUUUUACGUGCUCUCCAUGUUCCCUUAUCCUUCUGGGAAGCUGCACAUGGGCCACGUGCGUGUCUACACCAUCAGCGACACCAUAGCACGGUUUCAGAAGAUGAGAGGGAUGCAGGUCAUCAACCCCAUGGGAUGGGAUGCUUUUGGAUUGCCUGCUGAAAAUGCCGCGAUUGAGAGGAAUCUACCUCCAGGAAGUUGGACACAAAGUAACAUUAAACAUAUGCGGAAACAGCUUGAUCGGCUUGGCCUGUGUUUCAGCUGGGAUAGGGAAAUAACUACGUGUUUGCCAGAUUACUACAAAUGGACGCAAUUCCUCUUCAUUAAACUCUAUGAAGAAGGACUGGCUUACCAAAAAGAGGCCUUGGUUAACUGGGACCCAGUGGAUCAAACAGUGCUUGCCAAUGAGCAAGUGGAUGAACAUGGCUGUUCGUGGCGUUCUGGAGCAAAAGUAGAACAGAAGUACCUCAGACAGUGGUUUAUUAAGACAACUGCUUACGCAAAGGCCAUGCAGGACGCAUUGGCAGACCUUCCAGAAUGGUAUGGAAUAAAAGGCAUGCAGGCCCACUGGAUCGGGGACUGUGUCGGCUGCCAUCUGGACUUCACAUUAAAGGCUCAUGGGCAAGUCACAGGAGAAAAACUGACUGCCUACACAGCCACCCCUGAGGCCAUUUAUGGCACUUCCCACGUGGCCAUCUCUCCUAGCCACAGACUCUUGCACGGGCACAACUCUCUGAAGGAAGUAUUGCAGAAGGCCCUUGUCUCUGGCAAAGAUUGCCUCACACCCGUGACGGCUGUAAACUUGCUCACCCAACAAGAGGUCCCUGUCAUUAUCAUGGCCAAAAAUGACUUUGAAGGCUCUCUGGAUUCAAAAAUAGGAAUUCCCAGCACCAGCUUAGAGGACACCAUCUUAGCCCAAACCUUGGGCCUGCCCUACUCUGAAGUCCUUGAAAGUUUGCCAGAUGGCACAGAGAGACUGAGCAGCUCUGCUGAGUUCACAGGUAUGACCCGGCAGGAUGCUUUUCUAGCCCUGACGCACAAAGCCCGGGAGAAGAGAGUGGGUGGAGACGUGACAAGUGAUAAACUGAAAGAUUGGCUGAUCUCACGGCAGCGGUACUGGGGCACGCCAAUCCCGAUUGUCCACUGCCCCACCUGUGGCCCUAUGCCUGUGCCCCUGGAGGACUUGCCCGUGACCUUGCCUAACAUCACGUCUUUCACCGGCAAGGGAGGCUCCCCACUGGCCACAGCUUCAGAGUGGGUGAACUGCUCCUGCCCGAGGUGCAAGGGAGCAGCCAAGAGAGAGACAGACACAAUGGAUACCUUCGUUGAUUCUGCUUGGUACUACUUCAGGUACACUGACCCUCACAAUCCUCACAGCCCUUUUAACACAGCGUUGGCAGAUUACUGGAUGCCUGUGGAUUUGUACAUUGGUGGGAAAGAACAUGCUGUCAUGCAUUUGUUCUAUGCAAGAUUCUUUAGUCAUUUUUGCCACAAUCAAAAAAUGGUCAAACACAGAGAGCCUUUUCAUAAGCUGCUAGCCCAAGGCCUUAUCAAGGGACAGACAUUCCGCCUACCCUCUGGACAGUAUCUACAGAGAGAGGAAGUCGAUCUCACGGGUUCUGUUCCUGUCCAUGCAAAAACUAAAGAGAAGUUAGAGGUGACGUGGGAGAAGAUGAGUAAGUCCAAACACAACGGGGUAGACCCGGAGGAGGCCGUGGAGCAGUAUGGGAUCGACACGAUUCGACUCUACAUCCUCUUUGCCGCCCCUUCUGAAAAGGAUAUCUUAUGGGAUGUGAAGACUGACGCCCUCCCUGGGGUGCUGAGAUGGCAGCAACGUCUGUGGUCCUUGGCAACUCGAUUUAUUGAAACCAGGACUUCUGGGAAGCUUCCGCAGCCUCAGCUGCUGAGUAACAAGGAGAAAGCCGAGGCCCAGAAGCUCUGGGAGUACAAGAACUCAGUCGUCUCUCAGGUGACCACCCAUUUCACAGAGGACUUCUCACUGAAUUCUGUGAUUUCUCAGCUAAUGGGACUCAGCAGUGCCCUCUCGCAAGCUUCUCAGAGACUCGUUCUCCAUAGCCCUGAGUUUGAGGAUGCUCUGUGUGCCCUGAUGGUGAUGCUUGCUCCAAUGGCCCCUCACAUAACCUCAGAGCUCUGGGCAGGUCUGGCACUGGUGCCCAGGAAGCUCUGUGCCCACUAUACCUGGGACGCCAGCGUGCUACUUCAGACGUGGCCAGCCGUGGACCCUCAGUUCCUUCAGAAGCCUGAUGUUGUGCAGAUGGCAGUUCUGAUCAACAACAAAGCCUGCGGCAAAAUUCCUGUGCCUCAGCAAGUCGCCCAGGACCAGGACAAAGUCCGGGAACUUGUUCUCCAGAGUGAGCUGGGUGUCAAGCUCUUGCAAGGGCGAAGCAUCAAGAAGGCCUUCCUCUCCCCAAGAACUGCCCUUAUCAACUUCCUGGUUCAAGAGUGACAGUGAGAGGCUGCAGCUACUACAAGGGCCUCUAAGGAACCUUCCUCCAGGCCUGGGAUGAGGGAAGAAGUCUGCCAUUCCUUGGAAAGGAAAAGACAAACAUUUCAAAUGUUGACCUUGGUACUAUGACAGACUGCAGUCAACGGCAUGCCUGUGUGGUGUGGCCUGACGCAGGGGUGAGGCUGAAGUGAAGAGGAGGAAUAGGAGUGAUAGGAAAGGGGUCGUGCUCCCUGCCCCCCACCACCACCCCCAUUGCAGGGUGGAGGAAGCCAUCCGACCCCAUGGGAAGCCACUGGAAAUACUGCUGGGUGGGAGCAGGAAGGAGAAAAGA
Messenger RNA from Carlito syrichta (Philippine tarsier), 3116 nucleotides. It is a transcript of the gene LARS2, whose product is annotated as leucyl-tRNA synthetase 2, mitochondrial. Lineage: Eukaryota; Metazoa; Chordata; Mammalia; Primates; Tarsiidae. Gene Ontology annotation, cellular component: mitochondrion. Gene Ontology annotation, molecular function: aminoacyl-tRNA deacylase activity; ATP binding; leucine-tRNA ligase activity. The record is from RefSeq and is a predicted model, not a curated record. The transcript has 21 exons. The coding region runs from base 74 to 2785 and encodes 903 amino acids. Gene Ontology annotation, biological process: leucyl-tRNA aminoacylation; mitochondrial translation.